This is a messenger RNA of Ascochyta rabiei, 1845 nucleotides long. Its product is annotated as Tripeptidyl-peptidase I. The record is from RefSeq and is a predicted model, not a curated record. Gene Ontology annotation, molecular function: serine-type endopeptidase activity; tripeptidyl-peptidase activity. The transcript is spliced from 2 exons. NCBI's taxonomy places the organism in Eukaryota, Fungi, Ascomycota, Dothideomycetes, Pleosporales, Didymellaceae. The coding region runs from base 1 to 1845 and encodes 614 amino acids. Gene Ontology annotation, biological process: proteolysis.
AUGCAGAUCAAGUCCGCUUUCGUGGCUGCCGCCAUUCUCGCCUUCUGUGAGGCGCUCGCGACGCCCAUCAGUGCGCGCUCGCCGUACGUCGUCAAGGAGACGCAUUUUGUGCCCAAGGAGUGGCAGAAGCAAGACCGCGCCCAUGGUGGAAAGACCAUCUCUCUGCAGAUCGGUCUGAAGCAGGGCCGCUUCGAGGAGCUGGACCGUCAUCUCCACGAGGUCUCUGACCCCGACCAUGCUCGCUACGGUCAGCAUCUCAGCGCCGAGCAGGUCGAUGAGCUCGUUGCACCUACCGCCAAGACACACGACCUUGUGCAUGAGUGGCUCCAGGAGAACGGCAUUGAGACGGAGAACCUGAGCUACAGCACCGCCAAGGACUGGGUUACCGUUCGCCUUCCCAUUGAGUCGGUGGAGAAGCUCCUUGACACCGAGUACCACAACUACAAGCACCACGACGGCUCUGUUGUUGCGCGUGCUACGUCCUGGUCGCUUCCUCGCCACCUGCACGACCACAUCGAUGCCAUCCAGCCCACCACUUCGUUCUUCCGUGGCAGCAAGGACGUUGCUACCUACUUCGAGGGUGCUGCCGAGAUUCCCCAGGGUUACCAGACUCCUUCCAACCAGACCAUCUCAGCCGUCUGCAACGCAACCUCGGUCACUCCCCAGUGCUUCGAGACUCUUUACCAGACCAAGGGCUACAAGCCCAAGGCUCUCGACAAGAACAAUGUCGCAUUCAACAACUUCCUUGCUGAAGUCCCCAUUCGACCCGAUGGAAAGCAGUUCCUCCAGAAGUACCGCCCUGAGUCAGUUGCCCAGGCUGCCAACUUCAAGCAAUUCUCCAUCGACAACGGCCCGGUCCAGGACGGUCCUUUGACCGCCAACCAGACCGCCGAUGGCAAGAGCCGAGAGGCCAACUUGGACUUCCAGGCCAUUGCCGGUAUCAGCUACAACACCCCCAUCAUCAGUUACUCGACUGGUGGCUCGCCUCCUUUCAUCCCCGACAUCACCACGCCUGACAACACCAACGAGCCCUACCUCGUCUGGGUCAACUACCUGCUCUCGCAGAAGGACCUGCCCAAGAUCGUCUCCACCUCUUACGGUGAUUCCGAGCAGACCGUCCCCCGCUCGUACGCCGAGCGCGUGUGCAAGCAGUUCGCUCAGGCUGGUGCUCGCGGCACGACUCUCCUCUUCUCCUCCGGCGACAGCGGUCUCGGCGGCACCGACAAGUGCUACUCCAACGACGGCAAGAACACAUACCGCUUCAACCCCAACUUCCCAGCCUCGUGCCCGUACGUGACCGCCGUUGGCGCCACCAUGAACUUCGAGCCCGAGGAGGCCGUCUACCGCCCCGGCCGCAACACAUCAACCGGCUACCGCGACUUCUACGCAGGCGGCUCCGGCUUCAGCGACUACUUCGACCGCCCGACAUGGCAGGGCAACGCCGUGCCGCAGUACAUCAAGCACCUGAACGGCCAGUACGACGGCCUGUACAACAAGAAGGGACGCGCAUACCCCGAUCUUGCGGCGCAGGGUCUGUACUUUGCGUACGUGUGGAACGGCACCGAGGGGACCAUCAGCGGCACAUCUGCCUCGACCCCGCUGACGGCCGGUAUCUUCUCGCUCGUCAACGACGCGCUGAUUGCGAGCGGAAAGCCCGUCCUCGGCUACCUCAACCCCUGGCUCUACAAGAAGGGCUACAAGGGCCUCAACGAUAUCCUCAAGGGUACCAGCCACGGCUGCAACGUCGAUGGCUUCCCCGUCACCAAGGGCUGGGACCCCGUCACCGGCUGGGGAACACCCAACUUCCCCAAGCUGCUGAAGGCUGCCGGCGCCAAGGUGCACUGA